GUUCGCCGAGAUACCACCUUGCAGUCGUGAGAUAACCGUUGCGUAAGAUCUUCAAUGGCAAACAGCUAGGUUGUGUUUGAAAAGAGGCUUGGAAAGUCACCGGUUCUGCCACGGGGUGGCCGACGCAAUGUCGGGUUGUGCGUCCGACAUUCCCCAACACACGCCAAGGUGGAUAUCGGAUUCUCAUUCCGACAUUUUACAAGCCAAUAGCGUCAUCGUGUCUUAUCACGCCUCUAAGACAGGCUUCGUGCCAGCACGCCAUGGCUAGGCGAAUUGCCGACAUUGAGAACGACGUCGUCAGGGUCUGUUACAAAGUGAACUCUGGCUGUAAUCCAAGAUCUCUGUAAUUAGAAUUGAAGCACACUUUGAGGCAAUUGGAGUGACGAUGAGGUGUUCCUCGUUCGGGCGGUUGAUUCCUCGAAGACCACACCCUGCACCGGCUCUACUACCAAGCCAGAAGUUUUCUGUCAGAAUGUCUUCAAACAAGUCGGAAGACUCCAAAGGGGACAUUGCAGAGCGUCUCGGUAACUUUGAAGAGAUACAAACCAAGCGCCCGGACUUUGACCACUCGAAUGCCCGCAUUGAGGUCACAAAGUCUCCCGAUCCGACUUGGUCUUACGGUCAGGGAGUCCGCACCCGAGUUAGCAAGUCCGCAACGCACAAGGAGAUUGACCCAUACGCAUCCGACCGAUCAAUGAUCAAUAACUACCGCCUUCUCGUCUCCGGAAUCGCACCGAGGCCGGUGGGCUUCCGGAGUACCUUGUCAAAGGACGGCAAGAAGAACCUUGCCCCGUUCAGCUAUUUCCAAGUCAUUGACCAUGAUCCACCCAUGUUUAUAGUCGGCUUUUCAUCAAGACCCGGCGCUGUCAAGGACUCGUACCGAAAUCUCAAGGAAACGGGCGAAUGUGUCAUCAACACGGUGUCGGAAGACAUGAUUGAGGCCGUGAAUGCAACCUCCAUUGACGCUCCGCGCGGAGUCUCUGAGUGGGACAUAUCUGGGCUGCAUGAGGGAGAGACUACGACGGUGAAGCCAUUGAGAGUUUUGGAGUCGGUAUUCUCGAUAGAGGCAAAGGUAGUAGACAUCAAAGAAUUUAGUGACCAUGCUAAAGACGGGAAGAGUGUGGCCGGCAUGGUUUUGCUCAAGGCGACGCGGUUCUGGGUGAUAGAGGAUGCAGCUGAUUCAGACUACAGUCAUAUUGAGCUCGAAAAGUUGCGUCCUAUCGGUCAGCUAGGUGGAAAAGCAUACGGGCGCAUCACAUCAACUUUUGAGGUGCCUCGUAGAAGGUGGCAAGAUGAGCAGAAAAGCGACUUUCUUCAGAAACUAGAUAAGUCAACCUCUAAAUAUAAAUUUCUCUUACAGAAAGAUGCGUACGACUAGUCACGCUACGGGCAGACUGCACAUGCA
This is a messenger RNA of Colletotrichum phormii, 1405 nucleotides long. RefSeq lists its product as uncharacterized. The record is from RefSeq and is a predicted model, not a curated record. Gene Ontology annotation, molecular function: FMN binding. The transcript has 2 exons. Lineage: Eukaryota; Fungi; Ascomycota; Sordariomycetes; Glomerellales; Glomerellaceae. The coding region runs from base 386 to 1378 and encodes 330 amino acids.